GCAUCCCUCCCUCCAUGUUGAUGCUCACCCUUGAACUGUCCCGCUUCAAUCCCCCCCGGUUUGUUGUCGUUCUUGGUGUUGUAAUGUUGCAGAUACUGAAGGUCUUGCCGAGUGCCGAAAUGCUUAUCGCCGUUGAAAUUAUCGAAGCUGUUGCCUGUGCUUAAAAAGCCUGUUCGGAGCUCGCAGUGAAGGACCAUGUCGGAUGAGCACCGGGUAGGAUCUAACGGAGCUUCGGGGCCUCUUUUAGACGUGCGCGACCACAACUCACGUGGACGGUCUGAUGAGGAGGUGAAAGACAUCUACGUAUAUGGAGCGGGUUUGCACUCCACGAAUGCAAUUAUUGGACUGUCGGAUUUUACCAACCUGCAGACCUUGAGUUUGCAUGGCAAUCAGAUUGAGCUGAUUCAAGGGCUGGAGGUGCUGCACAAGCUGAUCUCUCUGAACUUAUCAUCCAACAAGAUCACUUUGAUGGAGGGUCUAUCCCAGCUGAAAUCUCUUAGGGUUCUUAACCUGUCGAACAACCGAAUCAAAGAAAUUAAGGGAUUAAAGGGAUUGGUGUCCAUCCGAAAGCUUAUUCUUUCCCACAAUCAGAUCAGCCUUCUUGGUGGACUAUCAUCUCUGCAAGGACCCUCGUAUUCAUUGCAGUAUUUGGAUCUACGGGACAAUCUUGUCGAGUGUCUUAGCGAGUUAUGGAUGUUGGGAGGUUUAUCGCACUUGGAAGAGCUGGUUUUGCAGUGUGGUGGUUACACCAAUCCUGUUUGCAAAGCAAAUGAGUAUAGAUUAACUCUAUUUUCUGUUGCUCCGCACAUACGUAGUUUAGAUGGUAGCUCCUUCCUGGACAGCAGUGCUCCCUUAAUAAAACUAGAUUCUGUCUCUCCCCUUCGAAAAAUUCAACAUUUAUAUCCUUGCCACCAAAAUCCUGCUAAUCCGGAGCCUAAAACGAUACGAUUUUCGUUAGGUGAUCGACAUCUUUCCUGCACUCUAGGUACAAAACCAGCACCAGUCGUUCAGCACGAACAUACUGAAUUCCCUGUGAGGCUAAUGUUUGAUAGUAGCAAAAACGACACUGGAACCGGCCGGAGUAAUUGUUGUGAGAACGGCUGCAUUCUCCAAAACCAGAAACCGGUCGGUUGUUAUGUACUUCGCCACAAAUCUUCGCAGCAUGAAUCUGAUCCUUAUCAGGUUUACUAUGUACAAAAGGGUCAUGAUCCAGGCGGCAAUCAAAUGCAAGGAUCGGAGGGAUCUGUGCAUACCAACACGCAGAACUUGACGUUCAAUGCAGACUGUAACGCAUCACUUCGGAAGGGGAGCAGAGAAUACGAGGUCGUGCUCAAGGAGCCUGGAAAUUCGGUCUUGAAUUUUGGAGCCCAGCAUCCUGAGGCAACUGUGCCCAAGGAUGAGUUUCGCAAUAAAGGUGUACACUACAACACACAUCCACGGAGUAUCCCAAAGAGUGUUGAAGACCGCGAAAACUCGUUCGCAGGGGCUGCUACCAGGGCUGAUGCUGGUCGGUAUGUACGGUUUGUCGAUCGAAGUACUAAUUCACUGCUGGAAAAAACAACUUGUACAAUGAGGGACUUAGCGACCCAGACGGAAACAGAGAUCAUGCCUGCUUUGGAUCAGGUUUGUCAGACCAACUGCCUGCAAUCCAAGUUGAGUAAGAUUAGUGUGGGAAUAGAUGGAAACUCGUCCUACACCGAGAUUGAGAAGCCGCAAUAUCCAGCAAGGUUAGAUAUUUAUGAGAAGGAUAAUGAAAUACUAUACUGCAUUAAAGAGAAGAAAUUGUUAGAAGAUGAGUUUGCGGCAUUCAAGCUACUGGUGGAUCAAGAGAGGAACAAUUGGCAGAUUCAUGACGAGCACAAGUUGAUGGCUUUUGCAAGUUUAGAAAUAAAUCUUAAGGGUUGCCAGUUGGAGUUAAGAAAUGUGCGAAACACAGUGGCGCAGACUGAGAGACGAUUGAUUGCAGAAGUGAAAAAUGUUGAAUCCAGCCUUGUAUCGGAGGAGACUGUAAAGUUUUGUGCUUUAAAUGCUGAGAUUAUGGCCUCUAAGGAGGCUUUGAACUCUGCAAUGAAUGCCUCCCAGACAGUUGGCGAGGCAUUAACUGAUGCGAAUCAUCAGAAGGAAAGAGCUAAGCGGGCACUUGUAUCAUUAACAGCAGCUCUAGACGAGCAACGCAGUAAAGUCAAGUUGGUUACAGAGCUGCUGGAUAAAUGCACCCAGGAAGAAAGAAGGAGCAGACGAGAAUGUAGUCGCCUUAAAGAAGAGUUGAAUUUUGUGUGUCAAGAGUUGAGGAAAAACAAGCAAAGUGGUGUAAGGGAUCUGAUUCAGGAGAAAGCUCGUUGCUGGGAGGAAGUUGAGAAGGAAUCGCAGCAAUUUGCGGAUGAGUUGCAUCAUCGGCUUGUAAUUACUCACACCAUGAUUUGUCUCUUCCGACAAGAAAACGACAAAAGUCUGUCCAAUAUGAGAAAAUUGCGGGAUAUGAUGAAUGAGAAGAUGGAGGAGCUGAGGAAAGGAUUCGAAGCAGCCAUUGAAAAGGAGAGAGGAGGUGAUGAUCUAAUCGCAGAAUUAUCGUACGUAGUUUCUGCUCAGAAAAAUAGGUUGGAGCGCAUGCAACAUGAAUUGGCCUGUCUCGUUGCAAACAAACAGGCAGUUGAAAACCUGCAAGCGGAGAUAGUUCAGUUAAAGCAGAAGAUCAGUGCGUCAGAACAGAGAGCAGUGGAAGUUGAGGCACUGAAAUGUGAACUAGUAAAUGCGACUAGCAUUGCAGAGAGAGAGCGAAGAGCCCUUGAAGAAGCAACUUGCGCGCGGUUUUCAUCCCUAGUAAAGGAGAAUGAGAGGCUUGCUGCCAAAGCUUCUUCCUUGGCUCUCAAGUUCCAAGAGACUCAGAACGUUAUCAAGGUAAAAAUUGAAGUUUGUGAAAGUCAGGAGGCCAUGAUACAGCAGCUGAAGACUGAGCUUGUGGAGGCCAAGAAUGCAGCCCGCAUAUCAGAGGCAAAUAUCAAAGUAAUUGAAGCUGACUUGGUUAAACGUCUGCAUGACGAGGUGGAGCAGAAAUGUGAGUUGCGUACUGAACUGACUUCUCAAGAAAAUACCAUUUCAGAUAUGGAGGAAGAACUGGAGUUAAUGAAAAGUGCAAAAUGUGCAGCUGAACAUGCCUGUAAAUCACUUCAACAUAGAGUGAAGGACGUCGACCUAUUACUGAGGCAUGUGGACGAGGAGAUCAGUAGUGUGAAGUCUUUAUACGAAGACAGAGAGAAAUCCAUUGCUUUUGAAAGGGAUAAUGCCCUCGCAAAGGUUACAGCUAUACAGAAGAAAUUGGAAGAAUCAGAGGCAGCAACUGCGGCUGCAAUGCAAGCACAUUUUGAAUCAACCAAACUUAUGGAGGCGAAAGAGCACAAGACUGCGACCUCUUUAAUCCAGAAGGAUAUUCUCAUUGAGGAUUUGAAGAGAAAAGUUCUUGAGGCAGAGGAAAAAUUGCAUGCUCGUGAUUUGGCUUUAGAAGCUCAGAAGGCAAUAUCUUCUGCUAAGGUGAACCAGUUGGGAAAAGUUCUCGAAGAACUACGAAAGGUGACGUGAUUCAAAAAGCAGACAAGAUGAGAUGCAUUCAACGAUUGGAACACCUUCAACGAGAUUUCAGUAUGGGUACUUCCAGUUCGAUUUGGUCGCCCAAAGAGAAAAUGCUCUCACAAUAGUUUCUUUCUGCGACCAAUGGACUACCUAGAAGCUCUGAAAGAAUCUGAUCUGGCGAACGUCUUCUCUAAAGCUUUCAAGCCAGUCAUGACCAUGGAAAGUUUUAGAAUCCAAGGCAUAUGAAAGGAAUUCGACAUACAACUGGGCUGAAGUUUUGGAACAGACACCAAACGAAAAUCAACAACAAAUGUAUGUAGAUAAAUGUUACACGGCACGUGUUUUCACUCAAGGCGCAACACUGAGCAUCUCAUUUUGUAAAAAUAAACUAAGAAAUAAGUGUACCUAUGCACUUCAACAA
This is a messenger RNA of Physcomitrium patens, 3988 nucleotides long. RefSeq lists its product as uncharacterized. The record is from RefSeq and is a predicted model, not a curated record. Gene Ontology annotation, molecular function: protein binding. NCBI's taxonomy places the organism in Eukaryota, Viridiplantae, Streptophyta, Bryopsida, Funariales, Funariaceae. Gene Ontology annotation, cellular component: cytoplasm.